CAUUGAAACAGGUGUGGAUAAUGUCCCCUCAAUUCCAGCUAUAUAACCACCCAACAGAAAGAAGCAGUGAAAAAAAAUAUUGAGUUAUCUCCCAUUCACUAGCCAUUCACACCAGUAUCUGCAACCAUGACAUUCAGCGUUCAGUUCUUCCUAUUGCUCCUGACACUGACAGCAUGUGCCAACUGCCAAAAACGAGAUUUAACCGAAGACAAGCUAAAACAGUUCGCCGGAGAGAAUCUGUCUGCUGAGGUGGCACAGACAUUAAAGCUAUCCGAACGAAGAAAUCCACUCAAAGGUCUAGCAGAGAUAAACAAUGAUGUCCAUCUUGGCCAGCUCGACAACGGAGUUAUUGCCAACAAGUUACCGCCAAAAUCGGACCAGUCUCUGCCCUCCUCCAGCCGGCUGGCAGCCUACAACAGCCUCCGGAAGAAAGUUCAAGCUGAAGUCGACGAUGAAGACGAUGCAAGGCCAUCAGACAGACUGCUGUUUGCGUAUAACACGCUUCGCAGGAAGACCGGUCAGAGUCCUCCCAGCGCUGAACGCCUGUCCGCAUACAACGCAAUUCAAAAGAAACUUAAAUCUUCUAAAUUGGACACAUUAGUUUCUGCUUACAACACUGUGCCAAGGAAGGACACCGAAGCAGCCGCCGACAGCAAACUCAUUGCGUACAAUACCGCGCCAAAGAAGCUCAGUGCAAGCCAACUAAGGGCAUAUAACACCAUCAGAAGAAAAGUGCUCGAGGACAACUCUGUGGAAAUAAAUUCAUCAGGCGAUAGUGAAGAAAAAUGAGCGUUAGCCUGGUGUUACAUUAACAGAAAGUAAAUCAUUCUCGAUCAAUAAAGAAAAUUAUGUAAUAUAAA
Biomphalaria glabrata is the source of this 860-nucleotide messenger RNA. RefSeq lists its product as uncharacterized. Bases 127 to 789 code for a protein of 220 amino acids. The transcript is spliced from 3 exons. The record is from RefSeq and is a predicted model, not a curated record. Lineage: Eukaryota; Metazoa; Mollusca; Gastropoda; Planorbidae.